UCCUCCUCGUCCUCCCCUCCUUCGUCCUCCUCCUCCUCCUCCUCGUCCUCCUCCUUCUCCUCUCCUCUCCUCGUCCCGUCCUCGUCCUCCUCCUCCUCCUCCUCCUCCUCCUCCUCCUCCUCCUCCUCUCCUCGUUCUCCUCUCUCCUCCUCCUCCUCCUCCUCCUCCUCCUCCUCCUCCUCCUCCUCCUCCUCCUCCUCCUCCUCCUCCUCCUCCUCCUCCUCCCCCUCCUCUCUCGUGUACUGCAAGCUGACGGAGCACUCGGGGAACCGCGCCCCCCAGUGCGGCGUGUGUGACUCCCGGUCCCCCGACCCGCGCGCCCGCCACCCCAUCGCCAACGCCAUUGACGGCACCAACUCCUGGUGGCAGAGCCCCUCCCUGGCCGCCGGCAGGAGACUUCAGGUUGCUAUAUUGAAUCGUCAUUCACCCGCAUUUAUACCAGUACCAGAAACUCGCAAAGAUCAGCACUUAACAGAUAUUCAGACAUUCAUUAAAACAAAUGGCUGUCAAAAAGUCCCACCAAAGACAAAACACCUGGUUAAGUGA
Molecule: messenger RNA, 546 nt
Organism: Penaeus vannamei (Pacific white shrimp)
Lineage: Eukaryota; Metazoa; Arthropoda; Malacostraca; Decapoda; Penaeidae
Source: RefSeq, a predicted model, not a curated record